Artibeus jamaicensis (Jamaican fruit-eating bat) is the source of this 11251-nucleotide messenger RNA. RefSeq names its product GPRIN family member 3 (gene GPRIN3). Gene Ontology annotation, cellular component: plasma membrane. The record is from RefSeq and is a predicted model, not a curated record. The coding region runs from base 528 to 2885 and encodes 785 amino acids. The transcript is spliced from 2 exons. Lineage: Eukaryota; Metazoa; Chordata; Mammalia; Chiroptera; Phyllostomidae. Gene Ontology annotation, biological process: neuron projection development.
UACCACCGCCUCCGAAGCUGCCACCCAAGGCUCCGAUGCUCAGGCCCGCUGCGCUGCCCUACGAAGACAGACGGGUGCACCCCGGGCCUAACGGAUGAGCAGCCCAGCACCUGAGCGCCCACCUCCAGUUUGGUCUGUUCCCCUUGGCCGUGACUGCAGCCCAGUGGUGGGGGCGGCCCCCGGCGGUCUCCGCCCGGGUUUUGCGUGCCGCCUCUGUUCUUUGCACGGUAAUUUCAGUUCCUGCGAGCACCCUGCUCGCUCCGGAACAGGUCUGAGGAGAACCGCCGCUCCCAAGCACACCGGAGCCAUCGUUUGGCGCGGAGAGCCUCCGGCUGGGAUAUGCGACGGGAAGCCCCUGCCACAGCGAAAGCAGUGGCCUCGUUGCGCUGGGGAGAGCCUGGCGAGAGCAGAUCGGUCCUUUGGAGGAAUCGUCCAUCCCUGACUGUGUCUUUGCUCUGAGCUACGACAGCUUCCCAGUGGGAGCACUGCUCAGGCGAGUGCUCUGAGGUGUCCUGAAGAGAAAUUCCAUGGGGACUGUACCUGACCCUCUCAGAUCAGCUAGAACUUCCCUGAUCACAGCUUCUGGAAAAGAAGAGGGUCCAGGAGAGGUACAGGCUGCCUCACCUCAGCUGCAACCAGCCCUCCUGUGUAAGAACACCAAUGGCCUUCCCAGCAAGCCUACAGAACCAGACCUCAGUCCCAGAGCAGCUUCUGGGGCCCUGAUGCAGGCCCGCAAGCAUGAGACCACCCAGCCAGACAUGUCUUCUCCUGGCAUCUUCAAUGAGGUAGAGAAAGCAUCUCCCACACUCAACUCCCCUGGCAAUACCCAGCUGCCAGGAAACAGCAAGCCCACAGCACCAGCCCCGUGUUCUACAGAAGUUAAGGAUCUUGUACAUGCAGCAUUUACAAUGCCAGCCAGUCAGCACACCCAUCAGGUCAUCCCAGGUGACUGGCCCAAUGCCAGCACCCUGUCAGGAUCUGCAGAUACAUUGGGGAAAGUACAGAGAACCUCGGAUGGGGAGCAACCUGAGAAGUCAAGCUGUCCUGCGGGACACACUUGUAGCAGCAGCAAAGAUCAAGUGCCCUGUGAUUUUCCCUCUCAAGAAUCAAUCCAGAGAAUGGUACAAACUGCAAAUCCAGCAGCCAGGGUGUUCAGUCAUGCCUCCUCUCCUAUAGGUGAGCCUAAUGAGGAAAGUCAGGGAGACAUUUAUGACUCCAAGACAAGGUCCUGUGAAUCUCCAGCAAAAGGAGAUGGAUGUUCAUGGAACAAACAACCCUCUGCUACCACCUCAGACACCCAGGCCUUGACUUCUGUGACACUUCAACCAUCUCACCUCACUAGCAAAGAUUCGACGUUUCCUCCAGAUUCAGAGAAGAUGCCUCCACCAGCACAGCAUCAGGUGUCAAGGUUCAAGGAAGCGAGUACGAUGACCAACCAAGCUGAAGAUGAAAUCAAGGAAGUCAAGGAAGUUCCCAAAAGGGCUCAGCAAGAUGCUGAGGUGCAGGCAGUGGUGAGUGUGGAGAGCAGAUCUGUCUCCACCAGCCCCAGCAUCCUCCCUGCAUUCUUAAAGGAAACACCUGCUCCUGAGUGUUUAGAACAAGAGCAGCUGCAGGUCAUUUGCCACAGCAGCGGGAGCAGCACAUUGGAGCUGUCAGUCAACACCCUAGGCCCCCAGGAGUCAGGGCAGCACCUUGGCAUCAUGCCAGAGGUGCACAUCCAAACAGCCACAGCUGUUUCCGCAGCUUUCCAAAAGGAUAGUAAAUUGGUGAGCCUACCAGGUGAGGUCCUCAAUACCUCAGCAAGCAAUGUGGCAUCCAGUAACGCUCAGUAUACCUGCAUAGAAGAUGGGAGGUCAGCAGGAAUGGCCCCUGUGAGGGCAGAGCCCACCUCUAAACAGCUUUCAGGUACUAAUUCUAGCUCCCUGAAAGUUAGCCUCAUUGACCAGAUUUCCAUCUGUGCAGGAAAUCAAGAUGAAACCAGUCACGGAUUUGGGAAAUUUGAAACUAAGCCAUCUGAGCUUGCCGGGAAAACCACAAAUGACCACAAAACAGCCCCAGACUGCAAACUCUCUGACUCUUGCGGCCCUGCCAUCAAAACUGAGCAGUUAGGGAGCUCGGAUCCCACUAAUAAAGGAGAUGCAAGAGAGAAGAAGCCCGCGUCUCUUCAGAUAGCAAAGGAACCAGAAUCUAGGGGCAAGGGUAUUUUAGAUGGGAGGGCAGAGGCAGAGGACAAAACCCUACUGCACAAUCCUAAAUCUCAAGAAAGUGGAGGCACAGAGUCAGCUGGGCAUCCCACGCCCUCCCCAAUUAGAAAUAACCAGGAGGGCGCCCUAGAAGAAAACAGACAGACCAAGACAGCCACCAGCCUGAGCCUGCCUUCUGAUUCCAUGGGUGACUCCAGUCCGAGUUCGGGCAAGAGGACCCCUUCUCGCUCGGUCAAAGCCAGCCCACGCCGGGGCAGCCGAGUCAGCGAGUUUCUCAAGGAGCAAAAGUUAAACGUGACAGCAGCUGCCGCGCAGGUGGGCCUCACUCCAGGAGAAAAGAAGAAGCAGCUUAGCGCUGACUCCAAGCUGCAGUUGAAACAGUCCAAGCGCGUCAGGGACGUGGUGUGGGACGAGCAGGGCAUGACCUGGGAGGUGUACGGCGCUUCCCUGGACCCGGAGUCCCUGGGCGUCGCCAUCCAGAACCAUUUACAGAGACAAAUCCGCGAACACGAGAAAUCAGCCAAAGCGCAGAGCAGCCAGACCCGGAGAUCCAUUUCCUCAGAUACUUCUUCAAAUAAAAAGCUCAAAGGCAGGCAGCACAGCGUUCUGCAGUCCAUGCUGCAGAACUUCCGACGCCCCAACUGCUGCGUGCGUCCUGCCCCUUCCGCGGUGUUAGACUGAAAGGGAACCAGUGUGGGGACCCUCCAGCGAGCGCGCUUAGGGGCGUCGUAAGUGUCCGUCUAUGUCAAGGCUUACUUAGCUUGUUCCUGAGAGACCCAGAAGAGAAAGCGAAUAUUAACUAUAGGAAAUUACUAUUAAGAAUUGUUGGGCCCUUUGAUUAGAGAUUCAUAAACUAAAAUGUCAUUUUGACGUGACAGAAAGAAAAAGAAAAGCAAGCUUCGCUGAAAUUUUAUGAUCUUAACUAAGAGGAAAUAGAUUCACUGGAUUUUUUUAAUAUGCUGUUGCUUAUAAAAUCAGCAGUAUCAUUAUACAUGUGUCACUUUGCAUUACUGGCUCAAUUUAUCACACUAUGGUAUUUCCAUUACAAUCCUUGCUUUGUGUUAAAAAUACCAAAAACACUAUUAGCAAGACUGCUGGCUAUACUUUCUAGUCCUAUUGCAAUAAGAAUGCUAUUACCACACAAAAUUUGAGUAGCUGAUAAGAACUAUGAUGUAAAAAAUGGAACCAAAUUUGACUCAUUCCUAGGCCAAAUAACAUUAAGUAAAAGCAUUUCAAUUCAUAAAAUGCCAAAUAUGAAUUUAUAUUUAUAAGCAUCUACAGAUAAUCAUUUUUAUAAACCUUGUUAUUCCUCUAAAUAAAUUUAAGAAAGUUAUAUUAGGGAAAUUAGCUAUGCUAUUGAAUAUUAACACUGCCCACGUAAAACGUGAGUUUAUAGAGAGAGAUUGUGUAGCACUGAAGGCACCGGGCAUCUCUGUGAUUCUGACUAGAUUAAAUUCAUAGUUCCCUUCCCUAGAGGAAGUACCUGUCACUGAGUUCUUGAAAAGAGUCAUCAAGUUAUUGAUAAUACUAAGUUUUAUGUUGUACAGGUGUUCUCCAAAACAUUCUACUGGCAAUAUUACCUGACAAAUGCUCUUCCUUCCGUGUUAAAGAAAAGGAAGCUUCCCGAGUAACCGAAAUAGUAUGUUCAAUCUAGACUCCUGUAAACAGGAUGCAGUUUGUGUUUUUCUUUUGAUUUGGUUCAGUGGCUUCUAAUAGAAAAUGUAGUCAACAGCAAAUAGAACACAAGUUUCCCUACAAUUUUUGUAAGUUAGAUUAAUACCAUGUAAGUGUUUAGAUUUUUAACCUUUAGCAAAAAGGUAACCUCUGCAAACUUAUUGAUUUUAAGAGAAAUACUACCAUAUCUCAUCCUUCAAACCCAAUAAAAGAAAGGCCUUUCCCAAAACACAGAUUGAGCUUUGGUCCUUGAGAAUACAGGCACCUGUCUGAGCUCAGCUCUCACACGUCUGCAGAAACCCACCCUGUCUAUAGGACCCACUGGUGUUCCGCAGGGGCACUGGGGUAAGGAUGAUCAGCAGUGGCCUGAGAAUUGGGGUAGUGUGGGAGAGGGGAAUGAGCUAGAGCCUGGGAAAGCCUUCCCCUGCUAGAUUUGUUGUGGGGACAACACUGCUGACCACCGUGCAUUCAGAAAAAUCAGAUUGCCUUCUCUAAACUCAUUCCCCUACAUGAGACAGAUGGCCAUGUAGCCUCUCUCUGAAGACUCAUAAAUGCCAUUUUUACAUGAAAAUGGAAAAUCUCUGUUCUGGCUUUUUUUUUUUUCAUUCUAAUUCUCUUUUGCAGACAGAUGCUGAACAUAUGGGGGGAAUCAUACCUGAACUUUAACAUCACAAACUACACAGGGCAAACCUAAAUAAAUUAGUAAUAGCCAUUGAUUUCCUUCAAAACGACUGGCCCGUAUACGAGAGCUGCCUGAGUCGGCCAUGGUCACAGCAUUCUCAGAGCCUAGGAAGCGUGCUCAGCAGUGGUUGUAUUUGGAGCUCAUAAUGAACUUUCCAGGGAUACAUUUUUCAGUUUCUCACCAAUUGGCCUCUGUUAAGAAUGCUCUCUAAAGUAGAAAUUACCAUCAAAUUAGAAAUCAAAUUACUAUUAAUGAUUAGAGAUUUGGUCUAAACCUCUCUUUCAGUCUUAAAUAUCCAUUUAUAGUAAUGUUCAUUUCACUUCCUUUGGAAAUGCCUUUUCCAGGAUGUAAUCUCACUUGCUGGCUGUGCUCCCUCACACACUGGCAUACGUACCAUGUGCACACAGAGAACACCCUGUGUACACAGUGUCAGCUGUCAACAGUGCCCACUGCAGCCAGGUGGGCCCCAGGUCAUCCUCUGCUGCGAAGUAGCCAGAACAGGCUGUUCCUGCAUUAAAAUAAGAGAAAAGGAAGAAUUUAGCAUCUGGUAAUAAUAUUCAUUUUCAUGAGUUACUUGUAGUAACCACAUGAUUUAUAAAUAGUUAAAUGAGGCAAAGGCCUAAAAGAGUCAUAGGCAUUUGUUGCACACCAAAAUAAAUUUAAAAUUAAAUUAAUUAAAACUAAAUUUCAUGUUUUAGCUUUGCCUCUCAUAGUAAAAUUUAAUGUUUGAGGUGGUAACUUUAAAUGGGGUUUGUUUGGGGUUUUUUUUGGGGGGGUGGUGCUGGAACUAACCUUUACUUCUUAAUUUUUAUUUUUUAAUUUUAAAAUUUUUACUUCUGCCAUGCUGUAGAGAUUGUCACAAAAUAUUACAAAAGCUUUCUCGUUUUAUUUCUUAUUGGAUCUUAUAGAGGGAAGGCUUUUAAAAACAGUAACAGAAAUAAAUUCUCAAACGGAUAAAUAAGAUAGGAGCCUGUUCAAGACAACCAUGGUUUUAUAUCAUGCUUCCCUAAGUACUCUCAUAAAACAUCUGGAUUUGGAAAUCUGCUUCCACUUUGCUCCGUGACAGCACAGACAUUCAGGACAUGACGCAUGACACCUUAGGCUCUCUCAGGUGGGGCUGCAAAACAGUGCCAGUGAUGGACUUUGGAUUUGUUUGGCUCUUCCUUACCUGCAUGGCACACAUGGGGUUGAAAGUUGUCUGGGUUUUUUUCCCUUAAAUUGUUCUGGGUAUGUUUUAGUUCUUUUUAAUGCAUUUUAGUUGUUGAAAUAAAUGAAGGAAAUGUUUCAUUAAUUACAUAAAUAUUAAAUAUUAACUAUAAAAUGGAGAUGGGUUAGAACAUAGUGUCUGGAAGAUAAUGAAACAUUCAAAAUGUUAAGAUGCUGUCCAGCUUACCCAGUGAAUCCUAGAAUUUUUUAUUCAAAUAUUGAUUUUUCUAUUUUUAUGAUGACAAGAAAAUGUCAUCCCUUCAGCUGUCAUAUGUUUAUUUUCAGUGCUUUUCUAAUUAUGUCUUUCUGGAUUAUUGGGUCUCAAUGCAAACACCAGCUACUUUACAUAUAGUAAGAUCCUAAUGAACCUCUGUGUGUUUUGGGCCAGUGGCAUAAGCUGAACAUUGUGUUAGGUCAAAGUUAACCAGCAACCUUUUUGUUUGCAUCAAAAAUGAAAUAGUUAUAAAAUAUAUGAGUAUGAUUUUCUACCUUGACAAGUUCAGCCAUGUUGAAUAUUAUUUGCUUUUUACAGUGUUUAAUCUUUAGGAUUAUCUAAUACUCAUUAUUUCAGAUACCAGUGUUCUUCACACUAUAGGUUGAAUAUCAAAAUUUAAAUAAAUUGGACUGAAUAUGCAUGUUGUAACAUAUACCCGAGAGUUUGAAUUUUAAAACCAAAUCCUUCAUAGGAUUAAGCUUGACGUCUUAAAAUAGAAAGCUGAAGAGGAGGUCCUGUCAUUCUGGGGAUACUUGUACAUACCACGUGAAGAAUAUACUAUGAUGUGACUAUAACCUUUGUUUAUCAGAGGAUAUAUAUGCGUAUGCUAUUAAUGUAAAUUUUGGGGCCUUUGCUGUAUCUGCUGUUACUGUUUUACUGCCUAAAUGUGACAAAUUGUCUUCACUUCCUCCAACAUAUUGUGCAAGUAUUAAAAAAUUUGUCCAUUUCUAGUACCAUAUAAUUCACCAUACCCCUUGUCUACUUUUUAAGAAUCAGUAUAAAGAAAAACAAUGCAUUAGAAUGAGGUUUGCAUAUAUGUAAAUGUGUUUUUACCGAAAAUUGGGCACUUGCAGUCUUCUGUGGGCCUCUACCGGUCUGAUUUGCUAAUCGUCUACAAUGCCGCCCUGGAGGAGGCGCUGCCUACUCUCUCCUGCUUUGUCCUGAAUGGUAUUUGAGAGAUGAGGCCUGUGAACUUCCCUUUGUGAUAAAAAUACGGUGAACUCAGCAACAUACUAGAUAAAUGAGUUGACCAUCUCGGCCCCACCCUUGUUUUGUCUAUAUAGUAAAUUAGAAGUACACAUUUCCAUGUGUACUAUGUUAUAGUCAUUUCUGAGCAUUUGUUUCCUGUUAGCAAUGUUCCUUGUGUGGGGCCCUUUUGGUUGAAUCUCUCCAACUGUCGGUCAGCUGCUGCCACUUGGCAUGUAACAAGUGACAUGCUGAAUCUCCUGUCCAUCCUUCUCAAACUGGCCUAGUGAUUAUAAAUGUCAUCUGUGCGGACACAUGGCUUAAUGUCUACAAAAUUGUAGACAUUUUUGCAAAAGGGUAAAAAAUAGUCUUGUAAAUAUUGAAACUGAUUUCCAUGAACUUUAUCCCAGUCCCAGAAAAAAAUUCUCCUUGGCUACAGAAAUUAAAUAAAUUUGAUUUGCAGUGACCAAUACAUAAAUGAAAUGGAUGAAGGUGGAAAAAUUCUGUCUCACAAGUAAUCAGUGACAUCUGCCAGAGUCAUUACAACUACUUUUAACUGUGAACAUUCACCAGCUAACCUACUCACUUGCCACAACCAGAUAACCUCUCUGAGUAAAUCCAAUACAUCUGUGUAUGUAUGUCAAUAAAAAAUAACAAACUAUCCCAAAAAAUUACUGUUGGAUCUUAGGUAAUCAAGGUGAUGAUCAUUUUAAAGGACAUUUAAAUAACCAUGGGCCUUUGUGAAAUGACUGUGGAGGCCAGAAUGGUGCAACGAGAUGUUAUUUACACGUUGUUUGGGGGGUUUUUUGUUUUGUUUUGUUUAAGCUCCAGCUAUCUCAGAUAGUAAUCAUCAGAAUAAAGACUGUUGAAAAUGAAAUCAAAGCCAAGCAAUAAUGUGCCAAAAGAGGCAGUUAUACCAGCAAGUGCACCUACUGUGGGCACGCCAUUGCAUAAUUGUAGUCUGCUCCAUGAACACUGACUGGAACCCACAGGUUAAAAUAAGUAAAGGUAUCAUUUCUCCUUUCUUGCUGGAAAAGCUGGUUUACAAGCUUCAUAAAGACGCUCCACACUAGUGAGCAUUAUUAGGGAUGUGGCUAACAGCAAGACAGAAAAGGAGUCCAAAGUCACGCUAGCUUAACACUCAAGACAGCUUCAACCAGAAACUUUGUUGAACUGGAGAACUUAAACAUAUGGCAGUUACUCUUCCUGGAUGCUUGCAUGUAGAAAAGCAGUGAAAUCUGCCUGAAGGAUUACCAGCCUCAGCUAUGAAAAAAUGGGUUCCCAAAUGUAAAAUGAUUAAAACACGAGUACUCGUAUCAAAAGGGGCCUCAUAUAAUGCCUUACAGAAAGAAAAUGAUGUUCUAGAUGAGCAUUUCUAAAUACUAAUUCUUCAUCGAGUAUCUUCUGGGGUUCAAGCUCAAAGUCUACUGGCUGCAAAACAGUAGAAAUCAAAGUCACAUAAUCUGCACUGCAGAAAAAGGUACUGAUGAUCAUCCAACAUGCUAAUUAUUAUGAUGCUAGAUAACCCAGAAAUGUAAGUGUGUUGAAGAGAAUUAAAUGGGAGACAUAUGCCAACUUCUUUUUUGAUUUCUUAAGAUGUGGGAAUGUCAUCCACUUUUUUCUGGGGUGAAAAUUAUAGCUUGCUUUUUGAUGUUGCUGUCAGCAUUACUAUUUGUUACUUUAAACAUUAAAUUGUCUCUUCUUUAGAAAAACUUUUAAGCAAUUGCACAAUUUUUCUCUGAUUCAUAUUAUUGCUUUUAAUAUUAUAUAAAUGCUAUGUACAGAGCAAACUAUAUUGAAUGCAUAGAAAGAGCUUGCCCAGGUUUAUCGGUAUCUUUUAAUGACUUUAGAUUAGAUUCCCGAACAGUUAUUUUAACUGCAUCUUUGAGGACAUUAUUUUUUAUAUGAUGUUUUUCAUCAUAUCUUAAAAUGAUGUUGGUAAAUCAGGAGAUUGCAGUAUUGUAGUCAUGCUUCUGAAUCCCUGCAGGAGAGGGGAGACUAAUUCUUGUUUUAAGGGCAUCGUGAAAUAUCUUUACUGAGGUUAAGAAAGGUCAAUGGGGCCUGAAAACUCCAGAAAGAAAUAUACUAACAAUUACUAAAUUUCUAAAUGUAUUUAUCUCUGCUGUAGUAAUAUGUUGUGAACAUGUUGUACAUAAUACUGUAGCUGGCUGUGGUAUGUCAAUAUAUUUUGUAAGUGUGUACAGUCUGUGAGUGGUUGGUUUUCUGUUUUUAUGUGUAGAAAAAAAUAACAUGCUGUAUUCCGUUAUAAGGCCAAGUUCUGUCACAAGGUAGGCACAUUUGCAAAAGUGAAUAAAGCCAGAAAAAUGUGCGUGUGUAUUCAGUAACAGUCCUUUUCAUUUUGAAGGUCAGAAAGGGCUGUUGGUUUUUUUUUAAUCCUCUUCAAGAGUAGAUAACUUAAUUAUCACAAAGGUUGAAUAUAGUAAUCAGUACAUUGGCAUGUUACUAAAUAUGCCAGGGCUAAUUAACCAUACCAUUAGUCACAGGUAAGGUCAGUUCUUUGACCACUGGGACGAUUUACAUUCCUCACACAUCUUCUCUGUGUUAAGUGUGUGACUAGGAUGUACAUACUAUGGGUGUGAUUGUGUACAUACCUCGUAUGAAUUUUCUCAAUCCUCAAAGCAGCUAUAGGAAAGUGGAAAGAAGAAACAGUUAUUUAAAAGCCUCAAAAGGGCUAAUCAAUGUGUAUUUUAAUUUUCUACACAUAAAAAUGUAUACAUAACAUACUGUAAAUAGUUUAUCCACAUAUACAUGCACACAAAUGCAUUUUAUUCAUACCAGUAUAUUUAAGUAAAUCACAAAACAACUAAUCAAAAACUGCAUUUUUCUAUGACUGUUCUGCUUCACACAUAUUAGUAUUGGGUCAGAGGCUUUCCAUUAAAUGGUGUUAUUUCCUGGUAGCAGAUUUGGAAAAUUAGGAAGUCUCAGCUGGUCCACAAAGAUCAUAGUUAGCAUCUUACUGGAGCACAUGCUGUACCCGAAGGGUUCAUGUUUCUUUAAGGACCUAAUUUUAUAUGUCAAAGUUACAAACACUGGGGAAACCAAUUAUGUUUUGUAGAUCCUAUUUGUACAUUUAUUAGUGUGUUUAUUUGCACAGGCUGAUAAAAGCCCUAUAUAUUUUAGAGGUAUAUCCCUAGAUUUCAAGAGCAUUUAAUCACAUGGAAUGAAAAAUGAUUGUAGACAUUUUUCUCUUGAGAUCAGCAAAACAGUGUUUAGCCAUACCAAAGAGAAGUCUAGAGUGAAAAACUUGCUUUAAUUACAGAUGAUGUUAGUAAGAGAGUGGAAUAUAAGCAGAUAUGAAUACCUUAAGGUGGACUCACAUAAACUCCUGUCAUUGACAACAAGUGAUUCUGUGUGGACUCAGUAACAAGAUCAGAGUCAUUAGCCAGCAAAGGUUCGACACUGGACAACAUUUUUCAACUUACCAUGAUUUCAACCUGAGAACUGAUGUUGUUUGAGGUUCUCUCAUUUCUUCUGAAAGGAAAUACACUAUUAGAAUCAAGUAUGAUCUGGUUCCUAACCUAAUAUGAUUUGACCCCAAUUCCUUGACACAAACAUAUGUUGGCUGGUUAUUAAGUUGAAAAUAGGAAUGGAAAUACCAGAAUUCCCCAUUAAUAGGGAAUUCUGUAUGGCAAAGUGCAAAUAUAACCACUUCUCAGUAGAAAGUUAAUGAUAGUAUUUAAUAUAUAUUCAUGUUUAGAGAAUGAAUGUGCCAUCUGUAUGUCUUAGAUAAAAAUGAAAGGUUAGCCAACCAUAAGAGCACUACAGUUAAUCAUAGCUCACUGUGUUUUUUAAGUACUAAACACAUACUUGUUUAUAAAGCAGCAUAUCUGAAAUCUUGAUGUUUGUCAAUAUUUACUGUUGCUUACAAGAUAAAUAUAUACAAUUAUUUUGGACAAUAUGUAUUAACUUAAGUCUCCUCCCAAAAAAGUUAUAGCUGUCCAUGUGAGAGUCACUUAUGUUUGUAAAUACUCAGCAGAGAAAGACAAAAAGUAGUGGAAGUUAAAUUACUGAAGAAACAGUAAUACCACAUUGAAGUUCCAUUUGUGAAUAUAUCAAUAUUAGAAUCUAAAAUUAUGUCCUCACAAUGUCUACAUAUAAAGGUCAUAAAAUGGUUUAUUCAAGAAAGUCCCCAAUCUUUCAGAAAUUGACCUACCAUUAAAUUCUAUUUCCUAGAAAGUACAUAAAAUGUUAUGACUUAUAUAAGGAUAGAUGAAGACUUUGGAAUUAUAUGGAUGAAUGAACAAAAUUCAAUUAUGCUUUACCCUUGAAAAUUUUUUAAAUAUG